Molecule: messenger RNA, 2617 nt
Organism: Frieseomelitta varia
Lineage: Eukaryota; Metazoa; Arthropoda; Insecta; Hymenoptera; Apidae
Product: probable cytosolic oligopeptidase A
Exons: 12
Coding region: 335-2545 (736 amino acids)
Biological process (GO): peptide metabolic process; proteolysis
Molecular function (GO): metalloendopeptidase activity
Source: RefSeq, a predicted model, not a curated record
UAGUAGUAGUAGUAGUGAAAGUAGUAGGCCUUUUCCCUCUUCGCAACCAGUUUUAUUAUCGUUGAUUUGCGAAGAGGGGGAAAACUCUUUUCCCGCGUUUUUCCGGUUUUCCCGGGUUUUUUAUUUUUUCCAAAAAAGAUGUUGCUGCAUGUUUUAUUGGAAACUCACCUUGCGACGGAAAGUUUCAGCGGAUGUAGGUGGCGCUGUUUCAAAUUGUGGAGUUAAAGGAAGUCUACAACAGGAGUCUACAAUGCAGUAGCCAGAAAGACCGGUCUCCGUUUGAAAAUGUAAUUUAGAAAGUUUUGGAAAUAUAACGCUUUUGAAAAAUAUCAGAAUGACGUCGUUUUUCGGAAAGAGAAUCAUCCUGUCACGAAAUAGUCUUUUGACAAUUCCAAGACGUAAUGGUUAUUUGAUUCUUGUUCCAGAAAUUGGAGAAGAUUUACCAGGAAAAUAUCCUUUGUUAAAAGAAGACAAAAACCCAGAAUUUACAAAUGUUACGAUAGAAAAAUGUGUCGCUGUUAUUGGGAGGCAAGCGUUGGAGUUUGAGGAAACAGUUAAUACCGUAGGGAAACAAAUAGAAAAUGAUGAUAUCUCUCCAGAAAAUCUAUUUAAGAAUGUAUUAACUCCUAUAGAGGAAGUGUAUACCUCCUUGAAUAUUACAUGGGGCAUUGCAAAGACAUUGUAUUUAGGAAAUCAAAGUUUAAUGCCUACGCAAUAUUACAUGAGUAUUAACGAACGUGCUAAAAGAGCCAUAGCUUUUAAGUAUAUCAAUACAUCGAUAUAUCAGGCAUGUAAAAAUGUCAUGGAUAAGAACAAAAAUGAAUUAAACGACGAACAAAAAAGAAUUUUAACAAAAUACAUAUUAGAAGGAAAAUUAAAUGGAUUAGAAUUAUAUGAUAAGAAGAAGCAACAACUUCCAGCAUUGAGGAUAUGGUUGGCCGAAAAGUUAAAAAAAUAUUCGCAAAAAGUGGAGACAGCCAUAAAUCACCUUACUUUUACCAUAAGAGAUCCUGUCACUGUAAAAGAUUUUCCUGAAGAUUUAUUAAAAUACAUAGCAGUGGAUCCUACGCAGUUUCAUAAUGGACCUUGGAUAGUAACUUUAACUCCUGAUAUCCUAGAACCAUUUAUGGAGCAUUGUUCCGAUCGUGCUUUAAGAUGGAAAGUUUGGGAUGCAAGUGUUACCAAAGCAUCAUUAUUACAAGAUAGAUCGGUACAAGCAAGCACAACAUUAGAAGAAAUUAGACAAAAAAGAAAUCAAGAAGGUCAAAUAUUGGGAUACAAAUCAUUUUCUGAUUUAAGUAUGGAAACUAAAAUGGCAGGCAGUGUGGAACAUAUUUAUCACGUAUUCGAUACUUUGUUAGCUACAGCCCGUCCUGCACAAAAAUAUGAAAUUGAUGAACUUCAAGCAUUUGCAAGCGAAAGAGGUAUGGAAGGUGCUCUUCAGCCUUGGGAUAUAGCAUACUGGGGUAGAAAACAACUACGUUCUGUAUACAUGUACAAGGAAGAGGAAUUAAAUAAUUAUUUUCUUUUACCGAAAGUAUUAUGUGGCUUAUUUGAGUUAAUUGAAACGCUAUUUGAUGUAAAGAUUGUAGAAGGCAAAAAACUAGAUCUCUGGCACAAGGAUGUUCAAUAUUUUGAUGUGUUUGAUUUAAAACAAUCAAACACUGAUCCAAUAGGUAGCUUUUACUUCGAUCCAUAUGCGAGAGGAAAUGAGAAAGCUAGAGCACCACAGACUUGGGGAUAUGCAGUGGAAAUACAAAAUAGGAGUAAAGUAUGUGGUUUAAAACCAUUAGUUGCAUUAAUAUUCAGUUUCCAACCACCCAAUGGCGAACAACCUGCCUUGCUUUCAUUCAAAGAUCUUCAGAUGCUAUUUCGACAGUUUGGACAUGCGUUACACUAUUUAUUAACAAAGGUAGAUUACGCAGAUAUUACUGGAUUUGCAUGUGUGGAAUGGGAUGCACUAUUUAUUUCCGAUUAUCUGUUUGAAAAUUGGUUAUAUGAACCAUCAUUUGUGCAAAAAAUUUCAUGUCAUCAAGUUACAGAAGAACCAUUACCUCUAGAUAUAAUUACAAAUAUAAGGAAUUCAAAAACGCAUUUAGCUGGUUAUAAUUUAUGCAAAGAAAUGUAUUUGUCACAGUUUGAUUUAGAAUUAUAUUCCGGCAAAGAGUUUUGGAAUAAUAUAAUGCUUCGCUUAUGGAAAAAAUACUUUGUAAUUCCUGCGUAUAAAAGAGACAGUCAUAUUUGUUCUUUUGAUGCUAUCUUUAGUGGACAAUGGGCAGCUGCUUAUUACAGCCAUCUAUGGUCAAAAAUGAUUGCUGCUGACUUGUACAGCGUUUUCCAAGGCAUUUCUAAUAAGAAUAAAGAAUCGUUGAAGGAAGUCGGUAGAAGAUAUCGCGAAUCAUUUAUAUCUUUUGGUGGUAUUUAUUCUGCAAAUGAAAAUUUCAGAAAGUUCACUGGAAGAGAUCCUAAUCCAAACGCACUUUUGAAAGACCUUGGAUUAGACACAAAAUGUAGUAUGUUGAAGUGUACUAAACCCGAAGUUUAACAAAUCUUAACUUCAAAAAAAAUGAUAUGUAAUUUGUAUAAAGAUGAAUAAUAAAAAAAAUUUUAUUUCCUA